GAUUAGCCAUCGAUAGGUCGCAGACAUUGUCACAAUGUGUACAGGAGAUAAGACGAGUUCCUCUCGGCCGUUCUGUCCACAUUACACUCUCGUUCGCGCGACUGCCUCCACGUGUCUCAAGUGUCAUCGUAUCAGCUAAAAUUCGAGAAACAAAACAAGAUGGCUUUAAGAAAUAUGGUGCGUGUUGCGUGUCAGGUGACAAGAAAUAUCCAGCCCCACUGCUGUAGACAGGCGGCCUUCUUCAGCACGACGCAAGAUAAUAGAGCCCGGUUUUACACCAAAAAGCACGAGUGGGUUUCAGUAAACAACGACGUCGGCACCGUAGGAAUAUCUAGCUAUGCACAGGACGCGUUAGGGGAAGUAGUAUUUGCGCAGUUACCCGACGUCGGCACAACUGUGAAGGUUGGGGAGGAGUGCGGAGCGCUGGAGAGUGUGAAGGCUGCGAGUGAGAUCUACUCGCCUGUCUCCGGCGCGAUUACAGAAAAGAACGACAGCGUAGAAUCAACUCCGUCGCUGAUCAACAAAUCGUGCUAUGAGGAAGGCUGGCUGUUCCGAGUCAAGCUGUCUAAGCCUGAGGAGCUGAAGGCCCUCAUGGACCAGACGGCUUACGACAAAUUCCUGGAAGAGGACCACCACUGACACCUACUAGGGAACCACAGACCACAGGCCGCGCUCUAGACAACACACGAUGAUGAGAUAGUAAGAGAAAAAUAAAUUUCUCUCUUUCAUCGUCGCGUGUUCUUGUGUUUCAUUCUUGGCCAUGACUUGGCAAAAUUGAUUUGUUUAAUUUUGAAAGCUUCGGCUCGGAUUUUAUUACCAGCCGUAUGCAUGACCGUCAUAUUACCACCGAGUUCCAUGUAGUGUUGAUCUAGAAUCUAGACAUUGUUCAGGUUUUAGUGAGUUUACAUUCUGUGAUGUGAGGUGAAUGAACAGUAAUCGACUGCACAUCAAAAGCUUGGAUUUUUCGACGUUACCACGAAUUAUUUGCUCGGAGCUCAAGAUGUGGAAUAAUCAAAAUAUGUUUUGAGUAAAAGACAUGAAAUAUAUUUACUUACCAAGGAUACUGAACUUUCUCUAGAGGUAUAUCGCCGCCUGUGGAUCUGCGGUUUAGAUGUAAUUUUAAUUUAAUUAAUAUUAUUUUUAUGAAAUAAAGCUUUGUAUGUAAGUAAAUAUUGAAAAAAUGUUGU
Molecule: messenger RNA, 1187 nt
Organism: Plodia interpunctella (Indianmeal moth)
Lineage: Eukaryota; Metazoa; Arthropoda; Insecta; Lepidoptera; Pyralidae
Product: glycine cleavage system H protein, mitochondrial-like
Exons: 5
Coding region: 160-639 (159 amino acids)
Biological process (GO): glycine decarboxylation via glycine cleavage system; protein lipoylation
Cellular component (GO): mitochondrion; cytoplasm; glycine cleavage complex
Source: RefSeq, a predicted model, not a curated record